GAGUGUAAACUUAGGCAUACUUGAAUGAUGGAUAUUUUAGUGUAUUCGCUAGGAUUUUAACUACAAAAUGUAUGAUACUGGAUAGCAAUGUCAAAUAUUCGUGUUGCAGUCAGAGUUCGACCACUAAGUAACAAAGAACAAGAGGAUGGCAGCCAAGAAAUAGUUCAGGUCAAGGAAAAUGUAGUCCGGAUCGAAAAUAUUAAGGUCCGUGGAGUUCCAGAGUUUGGUGAUACAGCUCGUGCACGUGCCCGCGACUUCACAUUCGACCAUGUGUACGACAGUGUACGAGGCAACGCUCCAUGCGCAUCGCAGGCUCAGGUCUUCAAUGAUCUUGGUGCAGAGGUUCUCCACAAUGCGUUCGGCGGGUUUAACGCCUGCGUGUUCGCGUACGGGCAGACGGGCUCUGGCAAGACACACACAAUGAUGGGAUAUCCGGGUGACGUAGGGCUCAUUCCAAGAAUUUGUGAGGGUUUAUUUGAGCGUAUCCAAGACAGCGGAGAUGACCAUGUCACUAGUCGUAUCGACAUCAGCUACUUUGAGAUUUACAACGAGCGUGUACGGGACCUUCUCCAGCCCGAUCUGCUACGACAGAAUGAAAACUACUCGCUUAAAGUCAGGGAACAUCCGAAGGAAGGACCAUAUGUCAAAGGGUUGUCAUGGCAUCGUGUGAAGAACAACGAAGAAAUCCAGGCAUUACUGGAGAAGGGAAAUGAACACAGAGUCACAGCAGAGACGUACAUGCAUGACCAGAGUUCCCGAAGCCACGCGAUUGUUACCAUCAACUUUACACAGGCUCGCCUGGAGGAAAACCGUCCCAGUGAGAUUGUCAGCAAAAUCAACCUUGUCGAUCUGGCUGGAAGUGAGCGUGCAGAUCCAAGCUCAAAACCCGACUUCAGGAAGCGACUCACAGAGGGGGCCAAUAUCAACAAGUCACUUGUCACUCUCGGAUAUGUCAUCAAAACUCUAGCUGAGCGAUCACUCCUGUCUUGGGAAACAGAUGACAUGGGCUCACUCCAGAGUUUUUCUGCCAGUGGGGGAGGGGAGUCCCAGGCUAGCUCCACCCCUGGACCAAAUAAACAACGCAUGCCUUACAUUCCAUAUAGAGACUCUGUUCUUACUUGGUUGCUUAAAGACAGCCUCGGGGGAAACGCUAAAACCAUCAUGAUUGCCACCAUUACUCCUGCCAGCCAGUAUUACAGUGAAAGUAUUAGCACACUUCGAUACGCCCAGCGUGCCAAAAAUAUCAUCAAUAAACCACACAUAAACGAGGACAGCAAUGUAGCGCUGAUUCGAGAACUCAGGAAGGAAAUCGGAAGACUCCAUGGAAUGUUGGCAUCAGCUCAGAAGGCCGGGACAAUAGUCAGUCUUCCAGAAGCAGACAAUGCUGAUAUAGCGGAGAAGCUCCACGAAAAUGAGGAAAUGGCGGCGCAACUAAUCCAAUCCUGGAUGGGUAAAUGGUCCUCUACACAUGAUAUCAUGAAGGAGUCUGACUUGAGCAUCAGAGGACUACGCAAUCGGUCGAGCUCGAUGGGGGUGAUGAUCGACUCUCAACUCCCGUACCUAGUCGGCAUGGACGAUGAUGUUCUCAGCACUGGCAUUGUCAUCUUUCAUCUCAAAGAGGGAGAGACAUUGGUUGGUCGAGGGGAUGCCGACGCACAGAGGGACAUAGUUUUAGAGGGCCCUGGCAUAGAGACUGAGCACUGUGUGAUAGAGAAUGCAACAGGGGAGGUAAUACUGAGGCCCGGCCAGGGGGCCCUGUGUUCUGUCAAUGGUCAGGAAUGUACACAACCAACAAAACUCUCUCAGGGAGAUUAUGUGAUACUUGGGGGAAAUCAGGUCUUCCGUUUCAACAAUCCUGCUGAGGCUGCCAAACUCAGGGAAAACAGACAAAGUCAAGGCAGCCUCAAUACGCUUGGUGUUGGAUACCCCUCCUACAGCGGGCUCUCUCGGGCGAGCAGCUACAGCUCCAUUGGCGGAGAUGACUCAAACUAUCUAAGCCCGCAGUCUCAACUGGCACGGUCCUACCCAAAUCGGCGGCGCUAUUCAGAUGUUGUAAUCCGAGACCUUGAACGACGUUACCAGAGUGAACAAGAGAGGAUUGAGCAAGCAAGGACGGAACUUGAACAACUUAAAAGUGAGCACGAGCGUGCAGAAGAGGCGCGUCAACUUCGGGAAGAGGAAAUGUACGCAGCACAUGAGCAGCAUCGCGCCGAUAUCGAGGACCAGAAACAUCAGCUUGCACGACUUGUGGAGGAAAAUGAGCGUGCACGUGAAAAAGCAGAGGAAGAGUUGCAGCUCGCACGGGAAAGUCUGGCAAAGGAGAGGGAGGCUUUUCAGAAACAUUUAGAUGGGGAGCGUCAGAAACUUCGUGAACAGCAAAAACUAGAACAACAACAACUACAACAACAACAACAGGGGUCCCAGGGGUCGAUAUCAAUACAAACAGAUCCCUUGUGCACAGCCACAAUGUGUGUGGGGUCAGAUGAUGGGCUAAGCAGUGGUCACAAGGAAAUGGGGGUGGGGGUGGGGGUGGGGCCUAACCCAGGGGUAGAUGAAGAAGAUGGGCUGAUUUUGGCCAAAGAUGUGACAGUAUUCAGAGAGGGCAGAAAGAUGUCAACUAAAGAACAGCUUGCUGAACUUGAUCAGGAGGAAUUUUCCCGAAGAAUGUCGUAUCGUGAGACAGAAGAGAGUCUCGCAUUUCAACAGGAGGACAUAGAAGACAGCUAUGGUCAGACGCAGCAGCAAAUCCAGGCUAGAAUCAGGAAGAUACAGGAAAUGGAGGAAGAAUACAAAGAACUUGACAAAGCACAUCUGCAGGAUAUAACUACUCAGUCAGAGCAUGUCCGUGACCUUCAUCGCAAAGAGGUUCAACUAGAGGUUUACAUCCAGGAGAAUGAGGAAUUGAUAUCCGUACAGACUGACGUGCCCCACCCCCUCCGCUCCGCGACAAGUGAGAUGACCCUCCUCGACCCCAACUUACAACACCCGGCCCUGAGGCUCGCUCCACAGAAGACUACCAGUAUGCAUGAUAUUCAGGGUGGUGAUCUUGAGGGGCCUCCAUUUUCCCCCAGGUCAAGGCAAAUUCAAAGGUCAUCUAGUGCAGAAUCUCAUGAGAGUUCACUGAGUGACUUUAACAAAGAAGAAAGAACUCAGAGUGAUAAUAGGGGUGUUAAAAAGACCAGAGAUGGAAAGAUUUCUCAUGACAAAAGCAGAGAAAAAACUCAAGACAAAGAACUAUCACAUGACAAUGAAAUGGCACAGGACAUAGAAAAAGACUUGAAAAUGUCAUCAAAAGCUAAGGAAGUAACAAGCAGACUAUAUAGGCCGCCUGAGCCUAAGUUUAAAUAUGUUCCUAAAGCUAAGGAAAAGGAACCUCUUCCUGUUCCAAGAACAAAGCUAUCCAGAGAUAAGGGUGAGCCAAAAUCAAGAGAAGGUCCAUUGAAAGCAUUCAGAGACAAUAUAAGAGCAAAGAGUGAGUCUCCUCAAAGAGUUACAAGUAAAAGAAUGAACCAGUCACCAGCUAAAGAAAUACAACCAAAGAAAAGAUCCGGAAGUGCCCCCAUUACGGAUACUUCUACAGGUAAAAAAUCUAGCGUUGACCAAAAGAGUAGUGAAAAAGACAAAAAUCAAAAACCUUUAGGCAGAGGUACUGGUAAAAAUGAUAACAAAUCGCCAUCUCAAUCACCAUCUCAAUCUCAGGCAAGAAAAUCAGGUACAAAAUCUCCAGACAGGUUUAAUGUGUUAGGUCUAGGUAGACUUGGUGCAUCUCCUAUUAGACAGAUGACAAGUGAUACUAGUCUUGCAAGUGUUCCGGAAUCUGUUGAUGAAAUAGAUGAUCCCAUGUCUCCAAGAAACGCAGAUUUUGGAACAGUUCCUUAUGUUGUAAAAAAAAGAGUGAGGAAAGGUAGAGCAACAUUUGAUGAUGAUGAAUUCCGGUGUCAUUCUGCUCCAGAUUCUCAGGGAAUGGCACAGGCAUUUGAUGACUAUGCUGAGCAAAUGGACACUGAUGAACUAAACAAAACUGAUGGCCAUGUUAGUUCACUUCUUGGUGCCUCUAUAUCCUUUGAUGAAUCAGAAAUGGUUUCAAGUUUGGAAGACUCUGAACAGCAGAUAGAAAGUGGUGACAUUGGUGAAAACCAUACUACAGAAACUGUUAAAACAUCAGAUGAGAACAAUUUGAAUAAAAAUAGAGAGUUAGAAGUAGAAGCAGAUGUUAUUGAGAGUUCAAAUUUAGGAAAAAACAUUGUAGCAUCAGAUGAAGAUGAAGCUGUUUCCAAUGCACCUGUGAUUAAAUCAAAGAUGUCAAAGAAGGCAAUGGAUGAUGGUCAUUUUUCAGAUGAUUCCCUUGGUUCUGAUAUCAGUGCUGAUUCUUUAGACGAACAAGGGGAUAUAAGACUAACACAAAGUCUUCCUGCAGAUUUCUUUAGUGUCGAUAAGUCCAUGUCAGAUGAUUCAUUAGGUGAAAAGUCAGAUACUGAUGUAAUGUCAAAAUCUGAAAGUGCAGCUAGUUUGUUAAAAGGACAAAGGAUUACUAAUCUUUCAAAAUUGUCAAAAUCAGAUGUUUGUUGUCAUGAUAUUACUGCUGAAACUUUAAACACUGUGGAUUCAAAGUCAGCUUAUUUGUCCAUUAUUUCUAACGGUCAAAUUGAUAUUGCAAGUGAAGGAACUGAAUCAGAGUCAGAAGAUUCAGUGGAUGAUUAUCCUCCCUUUAAAUUGGAACAUGAAUUGUGUCAAACCAGACCUGCAUCUGCCAUGACUGGUAAAAAAUUCAAGCCAUUUUCAGGCUUAGAAAUUUCUAAACUAUCUGUUGUGUCUCUUCCGAACAUAGACAUUGUUGAUGAAACUGAACUAUGUGAAAUAAACUCAGAAGUCCAAGAUAUUGACCUUGAACAUAGUACCUGUGACUUGGUAGAUAUUCCAAAAGAUAUAUAUGCCGAUAAUGGUGGUAAAAUGGAAAAAGGUCACAAAAUGGAGGAAGGUGAAAAUUUGACUAUAUCUAGCCAAGGGAACAGAAAAGAAAUUAAUGAACCAUAUUCAGAGCUGGUCUCUGGUGAAAAGGACCAUCAUAAUGGAGAAAUUGAAAAUAGAAAAAUAAGAACAAUAAUAGAUGAAAAUCACAAUAUGCUUGGUAGGGAAACCAGUAUAACAAACGCUGAAAAUGUGGUAGAGUUAACAAAAAGUGAUGAACAAUUUACAAAAAAUGCUGAUCAAAAUAGUUUUCAUUUAUUGGGUGAAAAAGAAACCAUGAAGGAAGGUGUAGAACAACUUGAACAAGUACAUAAUGCAAAUGAUCCAGAGGAAAAUGCAAUUUCAGUAAAUGACAUUAAUGAAGUACUUGCAAGUGCUAGAAAUGAGAAACAAACAAAUGUAGUCGCUGAAGUAUUAGCUGCUGAGAUGGUGACAAUGCCUAUUAACAAUGAAGGCAAGCAAGAAACCAUAUCUCUUACUCCUGAGAGUUACUUGAUUGUUGAUGAUGAUAAAGAUAUUGAAGUCCUUGAUGUCUCUCACGAAAAUAUGAUGCCAAACAGUAUUAUUAAUAGAGUCUCUGUUAACAUUGCUGAAGAUAUGGUCAAAGAUUCUAAUGAAACAGAAAAUGAUGAUGUAAGAGAUAACCAAAAGACAUAUAAUGACAGUAUUGAAUUUGUUAGAGAUGCAAGUUAUAUUCAUAAACCUGAAAGUAAUCAAAAUGACUCAAACCCUGACCUGCAAAAUUGUUUUUUGGAUAAUACAAAUGUAACAACAAAGGCUGAAACAAAUGGUAGCUGUAAAAUCCCACCAAGUUCUCAGUCAACUGAAUUAGUAAGCAGCCCACUGAAAGAGACCCCCAAUGUGGUUAGGGGAAAUGAAGUUACAAAAUGUGCAACAGAAGGUGAAGCAGUUGAAAUAUUGCACAUACCACCAAGUUCAAUGUCAACUGAAUUAACAAGCAACCCACUUACAGAGACCCCCAAUAUAGACAUGGGAAACGAAGUUACAAAUAUUGCAACAAAAGGUGAAGCAGUCGAAAUAUUGCAAAUACCACCAAGUUCAAUGUCAACUGAAUUAGAGACUCCCAAUAUAGACAUGGGAAACGAAGUUACAAAUAUUGCAACAAAAGGUGAAGCAGUUGAAAUAUUGCAAAUACCACCAAGUUCAAUGUCAACUGAAUUAACAAGCAACCCACUUACAGAGACCCCAAAUGUGCACAUGGGAAGUGAAGUUACAAAAAUGGCAAAAAAAGGUGAAGCAGUUGAAAUAUUGCAAAUACGACCAAGUCUGCUGUCAAUUGAAGAAGAAGGCAGCACACUGAUAGAGGCCCCCAAUGUGGACAUUAGAAACAAAGUUACAAAAAUUGUACAAAAAGGUGAAGCAGUCGAAAUAUUGCAAAUACCAACAAGUUCCCUGUCAACUGAAGAAGGAAGCAGCACACUGAUAGAGACCCAUGAUGUUAACAUUGGCAGCAAAGAUACAAAUGUUACAACAGAGUCUGAAUUAUUGGAAAGUUUAAAAAUCCAGCCAAGUUCUCAGUCAACUGAAUUGGCAAGCAGAUCACUGAAAGAGACCAGCGAUUUUAACAUAGGAAGUGAAGUAACAAAUGUUACAACAAAAGAUGAAGCAGUGGAAAUAUUUCAAAAACCAACAAGUUCUCUGUCAACUAAAUUAGUUAGCAGCCCACUGAAAGAGACCAGCGAAUUUAACAUAGGAAGUGAAGUAACAACAGUUACAACAAAAGAUGAGGCAGUGGAAAUAUUUCAAAUACCAACAAAUUCUCUGUCAACUGAAUUAGUUAGAAGCCCAUUGACAGAGACCCGUGAUGUUGCAGUAGGAACCAGUACAGAGUUUCUAGAUGACCUAGAUGAUUUCAGUGAAAGUCAAGCAUCUGAUGAUUCAUUUAUUGAUCCACAUGAAGAACUGCAGGUGCUGCAAGAAGCCCUGGAGAAAUUACCAUCAAAACCUCCAAGUGGUCCACAGUUGUCGACGGCCAGGCGGGCAACCAGACAGCGCGUCAUGCUUCGGCAGAGCCAGCGGGGCGGUGACUCAGACGGGCUCGGACAGCAUUCUGACGAGGCAAAGAUACCUGGUACACAGACAACUUUAAGCGGGAGGCCGGGAUCAGGGUCGAGGCGUCGGAAGAGGCCCUCCAGUAAAUCUGCAGACAGGCACAGAAACCAUAACAAGCGAUCUUCAGACGAUUAUGAUAGCUCAGAAAAUGACAGUAUUUACACUGAUGACUCUUUAGACAGUGCAGGAAAGUUUAACAAACGUAAUGAAAAAGCCACAAAUGGUUUUGCAAAUGGCAGUCAAGAUAUUGAUGAUGAUUUAGUGUUUGAUGAAAACAGUGAAGUGGCAAUGAUUUCAAAUAGAAAGAAAAGGCAACAGGAUGGACAAUUGCUAGGCAAGGUCAGACCAAGGGCAGAUGUCACAGAGAUCAUCGAUGGUCCAGAUGGUAGGAGGACGGUUGGCAUUCAGACCUUCGAUCCACAUCCAAGACUUAGAUCUGCCCCAGCCGCUAGCUCAAGUGUGAAUCAUGAUUCCUCAGAUCUUGAGGGCAGUUAUACCAGUUGUGAGCAUGGGUACACUAUGGUCACAUCCCCACUCAGUUUGUGGAAUUCAAAUGACCGUCCAGGUAGUGGGUCACAAAGCGAUCAGAACUCCACCUCCUCUGCCGGUGUUGUAAGAAACUUGACUGACCUUGAAAGAAGUCGAAGUAUGACCCCAACUCCAAGGUCAAGCAUAAGGUCAAAUAUAAGUAUUUCGUCUUCUGCAAGCAAUUUAGACAGAGGACCUACAGAAAUGUGGUCAACAAGUGAGACUGACCUAAGACCCGUGGCUAGUUUCCAAGAUGAACUUUCAUAUGUUAUGGAAACUGAGGGAAUGAGUCCUGGUGCUUCUCCAUUGGAUUUCUCUGAGAUACAAAGUCAGCAAGCCUCAGUUUAUAUGAGAAGUCCUGGUAGAGGUGCUACACUAAUACCAAGACCAGAGUGUAGUACACCAAAUAAUACUGGGAGAGUUGUGAACAUGUCUUUCCCUGAGUCACAGAUACAACAAGUUGAACAAAUUGAUGGUGAAAGACCAGUGACUUUCGAAGUAACUGUCCAUGAAAACAAUACUGACAUUGUGUACAAUGUAGAAAAGACAGAAUAUAAGACUUAUCCUCUUAGAAAUCAAAAUAAGCCAAGUAUCAUCCCAGAAAGAAUAUUGGUGAAUAUGACUGAAAGUUCUGUUUCAAGAACUGAAGAUAAAAAGAAAACUAAGCAUACAGAAGAGAUUAAAUUCUAUCAACCAGGAAUUGAAAGUCCAAAUGAUGACAGUUUAGUAAGAGAGCAAUCCUACAGAUUAACAAGCUCUUCAGAAAGAGAAAAGGAGGUUGAAAAUGGUGCUGUUAAAAGUGAUCAAUUCAAAGAGUUAAAACAGGAGGAUGAAGAAACUGUCAAUUAUGUUGUGCCAUCAGAAAAUAAAACCGAAGAAACUGAUCCUCCAUUUAGAAAAUCCACUAGCAAUUUACAACAUUCUGGAGUAGUAGCAGCCACCAGUUACCCAAGUGCCGAUAAUGUAAUGGAUUAUUCUGAUGGACCCCAUAAUGAUCACUGUGAUGAAGCUGUUGGUGGUCUUGAUGAAUCUGAUUGUACAUCAGACUAUGGGACUAUUACCUCAAUCGAUGGGAGGAAAGGUUUUAUUUCAUUUACCUCUGACUCUGAGGAUGGUGAAUGUGUAGAAAUUUCACCAAGAGCAUCGCAUUUAUCAAAAGUUGUUGACCUCCCAGACCUACAAUGUCAGAAUUUAUCUGUGCAUAAUGAAAUUUCCAAUCCAUCAGAUGAGACUGCUAAUAUUCUACCUGUAGAAGGAGAAAGUAUUUGCUAUGUUCAAGAUGUCAAUACUUAUUUAACUGCACCAGCUAGGACUGAACAUUCUGUACCUCCUGAGUUAGAAAGCCAGAUUAUGACAUCUGAUAAUCAGUUCUAUGAUGACGGUGUUAAGGGAUUACUAUGCAAAGAAGAAAAUUCAGAACCUGAAAAUACUGAAAGAGUCGAUUCGUUGGAAGAUGAAAUUGAAACUGAUAGUAGUAGUGUAAGCACUGUUAAGCAAGCACAGAUUGUUGAUUCACGAGAAAAUCUAAAUUUUGCAAAUGUAUCAGGAGAAAAUUUUGAAAACACUCCAGUUGAAGAAAAAGAAGUAGCUAGACAUGAGCCAGAGGUGGAAUCAUCUGUACCAAAACUUGACCUUGACAAUUCAAUUCCGAUGACUCCAAAGAAAGACAACAGAUUGUCAGUGAGCUCUUCAGAUGAUGUGUACUUGUCAAUGGAUCAGUCUGAAAGUAAUACUUCCUCAUGCUCUUCUGAUUACAAAACUCCACAGCAAUCACCCAGGCAAGCUUAUUCAUACCCAGAUAGUGCCUCUCAACAUAUUGAUGAUGUUGUAAUACCAGAUUUUUGUGAAGAUGACAAGCUUCAGACAACACCUAGACAGACUGUGGAUUCACCGAUCCUUGGGCAAGCUCCAGUUCAUACAUCAUCACCAAAACAACCCAAUGAUGUGCGAACAGUGUCAGUAAACACAGAGUCAGUACCUUCAACUGUGCAAUCAGCACCACCAGCUGUGUCAAAGGUGGAUCACAUCUUUCAAAAUCAAGCUUUCCCUGGGCAAGCAGAAGAUAUAAGACGAGAAAUUGAAAAGAAGAUUGAAAGAUUACAGAGGCAUGUCAGAAGCCUGAGUGAUUCAGCAAUCAGCUCAGACUAUACAGAUGAAAAUUCCACUUCACUAUCACCUAGAGGUAGUAGGGUGUAUGACCCAGAUAAAAGACUUAUACAGUCUGAUGCCAGCAGAUUGUUGAGACUAGAUAUUUCUCCCACUAGAAUAAAUGGUAGACAAGAUAUUGAUGCACAGCCUUCGUCAAAAUCAGCGUUUAAAGAUUCUGGUAAUGUCUUUGAUGACGAUGGACUUAUUCCAAAUGAUCAGUUUGUAAAAUAUCAGUCACAAGCAUUAAAACCUAACAGAGUUUUGCCAGCUUUGAAUGUGGAUAACAAGUUUCCUGAUACAGUUGUUGGUGCUCUCCUUGCUGUUAAGCCCUACCCAAUACAGAGGAGCGCCUCUUUGGACAGCCUGUCAGUAUAUUUGAAUUCCAAUCCUAAGAUACUAAGAUCACCUAAAGAGAAACCAAGUAAUGUCAAUGCUCCUCAGGUUGAUGAUGCAGAUGGUUCUCUUUCUGAAGGAGAAAGACCACUUUCACCUGGCGAAGUUGAAAUGAGUCAAGGAAGUCUUGAAAAUAUGCAAAAUGAAAUGAUUCAAGAUAUCACUAUUCCAACCGUAAAUGUUCUCUCUGAGACAGGACAAGGUCGGAAAAGGUCUUCGUCACUGGAAAACUUGCAAGGUGAAAAGACAAGAGAGUAUUUGAGAUCUCUCUCAGAGACUAAUAUUGAUGAUUUUACUGAAGAUCAGGAUACAUCAAAUUGCUCAAAUGACAGUAUUACAUUUGUGUUUAUUGGAGAUUAUAGUAGGAGCAACCCAGCUUCAAAUAGAGAUUUAGAUAAUGACAGAGGUACUUGCAGUCCUAGUGAGGUUAACAUUAGCGGAAGGGGUCCUGCAUACUCAGAGAGCAGUAAAUCUCGUACAAGUGUCAUAUCUGAUGUUGUGGAUGACAAUGAACCUGGUUUAAUGCAGUCAGUUAGUGACUAUGACGAGCCUUCUACUCACACUGCAAGUGAAGAAAUAGAAGAGAUAAUAGGAAAAUCCAGCAGUGAUCCUUCCCAUAGUUCAAGAGCCAUUGGACUUUCUGAUCAUGGACAACCUCAGAGUACAUAUAGUCACACAUCUGAUGGUCUUGUACAAAACAGAAGACAUGACACAGAAGUAGAGGAUUCAGCACCUCUAAGGCAUAGAUUUGGUAUUGACGAAUCUGUUCUUCCUAUAGCAGAGAGAUCAGUAUCAGCAGACAACCUGCCCAGACAACUGUUGAUGCCACUUAGAAAUCUCCAACGCUCAAGGUCGACAGGAAUGCUUGCAGUUGGAGUAAAUGAUGACCAAGAAUCAGAGAGUGGUAUAUUCCCACCAAAAGUUGCAUACUCCGAUGAAGAUCAAACAGAACAGUUAUCCCAAAGAACAAUGUCUGACAUUGAUGCCUCUAUUUCUAAUCAAACUUCCGAAGAUGAUGAAGGAUCAUCAGAUGAAGAGCAGUCAUCGGCAAUAGUGAGAUCAAUAUGUAGCAAAUCCUCCUCCAUUGAAGAGUUUGAAGAGGAAUUUGUCAUUGGUUAUUCUGCAACAAGAGAUAGAUUUAAAUAUUCUCAUCCAAGUACAAAUUCAUCAAGCUCGGAAGGUGAAGUGGAUCCUCAUUGUAUACAUGAUCAGGAACAUAUCAGGCAAGUACUUGAAACAGUUCAGAAAUUUAUCAUGCCAAAACCAUCAUCAGUUGAAAGAGGAACAUCAAUGGAAAAUAUUAACCAGAUGCCAGAACUUGUGUCCAUUGCUAUUCAAACAAGUGACCAUGAUAAUGCAUCACAGACAAUUGGUAGUCCUUCUUCAACAGUUCUUCAGCCUGAUCAGAUUAUUUUACCAGCAUUGGACUCUCCAUUCAGAGCUCAGAGUAUGGGCAGUUUGGCAUUGGGGGUUCAGGACCCUAACAGCUUAGAAUUGUCAGAGGGCCAAAGAAAUUGGUGUAAUUUAGGCGAACUAAUGAUGGAAACUACUCAACUGUUAAGAAGAAUCAAUGAGAAAUUGCCAGAUGUUGAUAAAGGCAACACUUCAAUAACCUCGUCCGAAGAAAGUCAAGCAAGUGUGAUUCUCAAACAUUGGCAAGAGAUGAGCAUUCAGACUGGACUUUCAUUAUCUGAUCUAACUACUGUUGGUUUACAAACAGACAAAGAACAAGAUGCCUUAAUGCAGGAAAAUGAAAUGCAAGAAGAUAAGCCAGCACACUCUGCAGAAGGGACACAGGUUGAUUCUUAUUUUAGAAUCAAGCCAUUAGAACAAAGUGAGACUAUCACAUCUGAUAUGCUGCCUGUAGGAAUUUAUGGAGAGGAAGAAGAAAGAUUAUUAUGUGAUACUGGAGUACAAACAGAUGAUUUGGAGAGAGUUCGAAUACUGGAAAGUAAUUUUGACAAACGUUUUGAAAAGUCCUAUGAAGGGGACAGAGAGGAAGAUGAUGAGCCUCAUGUAGACAUACCAUAUGAAACAUUGGCUCAUGUGGACACCAAACCAGAUUUAAAUCCAAACACUGAUAACAAAAACAAAGAAGAAAUUGUAAGACCAAAGAAAGUACAAAAUGUUAACCAGGUGCCAUUUACAGGAAAGUUCUUACCACAGAUUGUAGCUGAUCUUGGACUUGAAAAACCAGCAUCAGAUCAAACAGAACAAGCAUCACCUAAACUUUCUCCAAGAGCUGCUAAUGCUACCAAUGACUUACCAGGAUUUACAUUGCCAAAUAUGCCAGAGAUUGAAGAGCUGAGAAAAGAACAUGCUAGACUGAUGGAAAAUCUAAAGAGGGCUUCAGAUGAAAGAAUUGCAAGAAGGGAAGCUCUUAAGGCCAGAAAGCAUUUAUCAGUUGAAACGCAAGACCAAGCAGCUGAUGCAAUAAGUGCUAGUCCAGAUGGAAUUCUACAAGAAGCUUCGAAAACCCCUGGUAAAAUGCCAAACAAAAAGAACACUUCUGUUGAUUAUACAACUUCAAGUCAGUCUUAUAACAUCAGUCCAGAAAGAAAAUUCAAGAAAACAGAGAAAAAGAUUCAAGGACCAAACAAAAAUGACCCAGAAACAUCACUAGAAGAGAGCUCAAGCAGUUUAGAGAAUGAAGCCAUCAUGUCUGGUGAAGAUGAAGGACAUCGCAUUGGUGAUAACAUUAAGUCUGAUGAUGAAGAGAAAAUGCAAGUAGAUUUAGUUAGGUCAGAUGAGGAUGAGAUUAAUUCAGAAGCAAGGUCUAAGGCAACUGAUGUUAUCAGAUCUGAUGAUGAACAAGAGAGAAAGAAUGAUAUUAACUCUAGUUUAGCAUCCAGUACAGGGGCACAUAGUCCAAAUGAAAUUGUGCGGAUAAGCAUUCAAGUUGAUCCAAAUACUGGCCUGCUUGUUGAGAACAAUACAUAUAAAGAAGACAACUCAAAGAAGAAAAGAGGGAAGGGGGAGAAAAAGAGUCCAGGUUCAACUCAUGAACAUAAAUGGGAAAUGGCUGGUGAUGAACUAAGAUCUGUCUGGGAAAGAAGACCAGACUCUAGGCCUAGAACAGAGAGUGAGGACACAGCUGAAUCAUCUGAAGUAGCAGAUAUAACAUCAGGCAAAACUCCUGUUGAUCCAGUAGAGGCAGCUGCUGCCAGAGCAGGUGCUAUUAAUCCAAUGCCUAUUGAUGAUGAUGGAAGUGACAAUGACACAGGUAGCAUAGUGGAUGACAUUAUUGAAGAUGAGGUUGAAACACCUAGAAAUACCACUCUUAUAAAUGAAUCACUGCCAUUUGAAGAAGAGAUAAUACCAGUUAGGCAUAAAAGAGAUGAAAGUUUGCCAGUUUUGAAAAGUGAGCCAAUUGAAAAUAAACAGCCAGAAAUUUCCCAGGAUGACCCCAGACAAAGAGGACCAAAUAUUACAAAGCCCUUUAUUAAAUGUGAGACUAGUCCUAAGUUUAAAACUCCUGGGAGGCUAGUAGAAGAAAGGUCAGUUUCCCCUGAAAUUCUUCAGGAAAAUGAACCCAUUUCUGAUGUACUUUCACCAAGACGACCAUUUUCUGGAAUACCAGCUACUCAAAAAUAUCCAGCUAGUAAGAUUGAAAAACCAAUUGAAUCCUUAGAACAACCACAAACAGAACCAAAAAUAAAAGCCUCGCAUGUAAAACCAGCACGUUCAGCUCCAAGGUUUGCUGAUGAUGCUACUCAAAUGAGUGUUGAAUUUUCAGAAAUUGAAACACAAACUGAACCUGAUUCUCCUCUUAAAGAGAAGAAAAUAACUCCGGUAAAUGAUAUUGAUGAGGAAUCAAAUGCUCCUAGUUAUAACAUAGAUACAAAGUCAUCUGAAGAACUUAAAGUUGUUUUAGAAGAUUUACAGCAGGAGCGUCAGCAUAUUAUGGAUUUGCUUGGCUUAGCAGGACUACCAAAUAGUUUAACAGUGGAAUUGCUUGAAGCCAAAUUAAAUUACUUUAUUGGACAAACUGACAUGCUGUUGGAUAAUCUAGAAAAUAACAUGCUGCUAGAUGAGCUAGCUGAUUCACCGAAGGAGGAGCAGAAAGCUAAAGAUUAUAUUGCGAAGUAUAGAGAAGAUCUGAAAAAAUCAAAGCAAGACAUUGAAGAGUGUAGAAUACGGCUAAAACCUGGAUUAGGUAGAGGAAGACCAUUGGUGAGGGCACGGCCAUCUCCUAGAAUGAGUCCUUUGAGGAACAAUGAAAGACAAGCUGAAUUGGAUGCAUUCAGACUUGAGAGGCUGAGAGAACAACAGGAUUAUGAAAGAUCAAGACAUGGAACACCAACUAAAGGUAAUACUCCUCUCAAAGGGAAUACACCACUCAGGGGCAACAGCCCUGCAGUAACACCAAGAUCAGAUGGCUCCAGAAGUUCUAGCCCAUCAUAUUCACCUGGAUAUAUGACUCCAAGAGAGCAAAGAGCUCAUCUUGUAGAUCUUAGAAGGCAGUUAAUAAGAGAUGUAGUGGAAGAAGAGAAACAUCACAGCAGGUCAUGUUCACCCACCCUUCUGAAAUCACCACCACCAGUUGCAAGACAGCAGUCUCUUGGCUUUUCACCAAAUGUCAGAGAUUCUAGCUCUAAUUCACCAGAGGGUAACAGAUCAUCACCAGAAUGUAAUGCUUACCAGUUACCCCAAGGAUCAAAUAUCAGAAGCCCCGACGAGAGACCAUCAGCUUACAGUCAAGGUCACCCAAGGUCAGCACCUAAUCCAUACGGAAGCUACCAGGGGUCACCAGAAAGGACAGGGGCUAGACGAGCCAUCCUAGCAUUGGAUACCAAGGGCAAUUCAGAGAGAAUCUUCUCGCCAAAGGAGUCUGAACAAAUUUUGAAAGAGAUUGAGAACAUCAAGAAACGCACGCCUCUGUCUGGCCAGAUGGAAGAUAUCUUGAGGCGAUCAUCCUUCUCCUCCACAAGCAGUCAAAGGCCCUUUUUAAGAUAUAUGACAUUGUUUAGUUCGGCAAAAAGAAGGACUGACCCUGGAUCAUCCCCGGUACACGGAGCCCUCGUAUCUGCUUCUCCACAACAAGGCCUUAACACGCCCUUGUCACUCAACCUGGAUUGUCUGCAGGAUGAUGAAACUGGCCCCUACAGCCCCUAUUCUGCGUAUGCGAGGGAGCACAUCAUCCCAAAUGAGAGAUCCACCUCACCCUGUGGAGGAGUGCUGAGAGGGACAUAUGAACUAUACCAUAGUCCUGAUGACCAAUCAGAUAGCUCCUCAAUUUCGUCAUGUGACUCUGAUUUAGCCAAUCACAGACCUCGACAAAACACCUUGGAUGAAGACACCAUUAAAAGACUUCGACCAAUCAGAGCUUCCGAUAUAAAAGCUAAAAUUAAUAGGCAUAAGAGAUGAGAAAAGGAACAUGAAAGGUUGGGGUCUUCAGUUAAAGAAAUGUGUUCAGUGAAACAAGAUAUGUUUCAGAUGGGUGGGUGUCAUGAUGGCAAAUUGAAAACAGGAGUGGAUAGACAUGGGAAAUAAACAUGAACGUUUAUAAGAUUAAUACAGGCAUUAACAAAUUAUUAUGUCAAUAAACGUCAAAGCUGAACUGCAUACAAAUAUUUUACUGUAUGCUCUCAGCUCUUGAUUGUACAAAUUUAUAAUUCUUGGUGCCAAAUAUAUAUAAUUGUGAUAUUAGAAUAGAGACCAAAUCUUGGUUAUGGACCAAGAGUAUAUUUUUUGAAUCAAUGCUUUUUAGCCAUUGAAUGCAGCCAAUCAGAGAACAUUAUCUAACUGCUGUUUUGAUUGGGUAAGCAUUUGAUCACAUGAUAUUUGUAUUAGCCAAUUAGAUGUGGGAAGUAUACUCCACACAUAAAAUUGUUUUAUUUUGUGAUAUUUUAAUGGGAACUAUCAUAUUGUAUCAAGUUAUUGAAUACUAAUUGAUAAGGGCAUGCAAAUUGACAUUGACUGAUGAAAAUAAUGUUGUGUGCAUUCCAUGAAAAUGACAAUGCGCUUAACAUUGAUUGCUUGCCCUAAAUAACUAUGAUGUUCAAUUAACAAAAUAAUCUAUUGAAAUCCACAUGUAUUUGUUUGUCCAAGAUUUUACAUUACUGUGUAUUUUCAUUGGUCUAUUUUAGGACCAUAGGUGGGAGUAUGAGUCACAAGAAGUUGUGAAAAUAUUUUUGAUAUAAAGAGGAUUUUGCUAUCUAACACUGAGACAAUUUUUCUUUUUAUUAAUUAUGCAUAUUAUGCAUAUAAAGGAUCCAAGAUGGCAUUUCAUUAAAGUUUAUCAGAAAAAUGCUUAAAAACGUACGCGAAUGUAGCAUCACUUUGGAAAUGACGUCAUUGAAAUUGUGUCAAGGCCCAGUGUGUGCUGAAAUUUGUUUUGGACAUAAAAGCGGGCUAAAAUUUCAAAAACGGUAAAAAAUAUCAAACUUAUAUUUUCACUGUUUAAAACAGUGAUCAAACAGUGAAAUUAUUUUUAUUUCACUGAUAAAUCUCUAUAAACCACCGGAAAGCAUAUAAUUAAUAUAACACACACAUAGUAAUAAUUUCUUUGUAUAAAACUUUUAAGAAUAUCAAAAAUAAAUGUUUACCAUCUCUGACUCAUACUACCUCCUAUGGUUAAUUUGUUAUUUAUAUACAAAUGAUAUACAAUAAGGGUGUCUUUAGUGGCACCUUGAUUCCAUUCAAAGUGGCAUCUUGUGUGUGUUUUUUAUUUUUGUAUUAUUGCUUUCUGGUUAUGAUUAUAUCAUAUGACCUAUGUCUCAGUAUUUGUGAGCAGCUGUCUAUUUUUAUUUAUUAAAUAAUUGCAACCAUGAUACACUAUUGUUUAUCAAUAGUAAAUUGCAGUUAAGUAUUUAAUGAAGAUAAUUAUAUACUGUUUUAGAUUAUACAGAAUAUCCGUCCAAUAUUUUGUUUGUUUGUCAAGGUUUUGUUGCUCAGCGAUUUGUUUACGCUUGUAUAUUUUUGUAGGUUUUAGUCCAUCCUUUGUAACCGCUUUCUUACAGUCAAAGAGGCCAUGUCAUUUUGUAAUUUAGUGAAGCACCCACAUGCAUCUAGGUAUUGAGCUUCAUGAACAAAAAGAAAAGAGGUUUGGAAAGCUUAAGUAAACUGAUUUUUUUUUCCAGACAAUGAUCCAAACCGCAAUCACUGUCUAUACCAAUAAAAAGUGCCCCUAUAAGAGAUCAUUUUCCAGUUGACACUGUGCUGUUAAAUAUCACAAUGAUCUUUCGUUCUUUUUUAGGGAUUUUACAGUAAUUUAACAAAUUUAAGUGUAGCAUUUAACACAGUCAACAUGUUUUUUGCUGAGGAGUAAUCAACAUAUUCUGUGUUAAUACUUUUGUUCCAUAUUCUAAUUUAAAGUCUACCAAAAAUCAUACAUGAAGGAACCUAUAUUUAUGACCAUUUUCUACUGGCCUGAUGCGAGUUUUACUAGGUUUUUACUUUUGCCAGCCUUUGAACUCUAGUGUUUAUUUCAUUCACAGCUUUUAAAUUAUUUUUAAGAAUUAAAAUUUUAUCUUCAAAUUAAGAAUGCUGUUUGAAACAAAGUUGAAAGAAUUAAGUGUACAAUAAAUGUUUUAAUGCAGUCAAAAAAUAUACUAGCACAUGUAGUACUUUGUAUGAAUUAGACUCGUACAGAAACUUUCUACUCCGGCCUUUUUAUUAUAAAUUUAUUCUAUUGAGAUUUAUAAUAAUAGAGCCAGUACAAAUAGAAAUCAGGUAUAAUAUAUUAUGUUUAAUGAUGAACUCAUACUUUGUGCUAGAUUAAAUAUCUUUGACAAAGCCCUUGUGAUAUUCAGGCUGACUUUUAGACACCAAUGCCUUUAAUUUCCGCUAAGUUAUUGCUAAGUUAUUGCCAAGUUAAUGGAAUUGUUGUUGUUUUAUAACCUGUUUUAUUUAAAAGUUCAAACUUGUUGCAAAUAUUAUAGUUCAAUAGCCAUGCUGAACUUGUGUAUUUCUGAGGAAGUUUUUUUUAUGAAACUUGGUACAAAAUAUAGUUUGUUAACAAUGCUGAACCUGCGUAUUGCUGUGGAAGUUUUUUUCAUGAAACUUGGUACAUAUGUACAAGGCUCAUAUAAACAAAUAUCUUGAUUUAAUAACUGUUGAGUGAUGCCCAAAAUGUUUAAUUAACAAACAGAUAGACGAGCGUUGGCUAUGUUGAACUCUUGUUGAACCUAAUUCUACUUGUAUUUUAUACAGUUUAAGCUACAUUUCACAAUUCUACAAACUUUUGUUUUGUUUUCUUUUCUUACGUCUUUUGUAAUAUUUUAAUUGCUGCUAUAUAUUAUAUAUAUUUAUUUUUACUAAUUAUAAGAAUUUUUCUUCUCACUGCGAGGCUUUGUAACAUAAACUGUAUAUAAACUGCUUCAAUUGCUGAAGCCUAUAUUGUUAAGAUUAUUUAUAAAUUUUGUAAUAAAAAUUAACAAAGUA
This is a messenger RNA of Mya arenaria, 18495 nucleotides long. RefSeq lists its product as uncharacterized. Gene Ontology annotation, molecular function: ATP binding; microtubule binding; microtubule motor activity. Gene Ontology annotation, biological process: microtubule-based movement. The record is from RefSeq and is a predicted model, not a curated record. NCBI's taxonomy places the organism in Eukaryota, Metazoa, Mollusca, Bivalvia, Myida, Myidae. The transcript is spliced from 33 exons. The coding region runs from base 88 to 15477 and encodes 5129 amino acids.